AUGCUUCGCCACCUCUUUGUACUCCCAUCAAACAACGCCGUCGGCGCACUCCGCGUGCCCCCAGAACAAGGGGAUAAUGCGUCGACCUAUCUCUGUGGAAAUUCUCUAGGUGCAUUACCCAAGCGUUCGGCCGAACUAGUCAGUGAAGAACUUUCCGUCUGGGGCUCCAGGGCUGUGGAAGGCCACUUCUCUCACCCCCAUGGUAGAGAGUGGAUGAAUAUAGCCGACCGUGUCACUCCCUACCUAGCUAGGCUACUGGGUGCUCACGAAUCUGAAGUAGCUUGCAUGGGCACCUUGACGGCUAACCUUCAUCUGAUGAUGAAUGUAUUUUACAAGCCAUCAUCCACGCGGUAUAAGAUCUUAUGUGAAGGACGUGCCUUCCCUUCCGAUCAAUACGCGUUCGCUUCUCAAGCACUACUUCAUGGCUUCGAGCCUCAAGAUGCGAUAAUUGAACUCUCGCCUAGGCCAGGAGAGUUUGUCUUGAGAGAAGAAGAUAUCCUGCAAUGUAUUCGAGAACAAGGCACAUCCAUUGCCCUUGUCUUGUUCAGCGGGGUGCAAUAUUACACCGGCCAGUGGUUUCCCAUGCAAUCCAUUACACGGGCUGCCAAAGAACAGGGAUGUAUAUGUGGAUUCGACCUUGCACACGCCGUAGGAAACGUGCCUCUCUCGUUACAUGACUGGGGAGUAGAUUUUGCAGUCUGGUGCUCCUACAAAUACCUCAAUUCUGGGCCGGGAGGGAUCGCAGGCUUGUACAUGCAUGACAGAUGGGACGACAUAGUACUGCCGAAGCUCGCGGGAUGGUGGGGUCAUGAUCCUGCCACAAGGUUCCAGAUGCCUCCAACCUUUUCACCGAUCCGAGGGGCACAGGGCUUUCAGCAAUCCAAUCCUUCGGUUCUGGCAACCGUCUCUCUACUAGGGUCUUUGCAAGUCUUCGAGGAAGCCGGAUUGAUGGGCCCCAUUCGAGCCAAAUCUCUCGAAUUAACGGGACUCCUCGAAAGCAAGCUCCGACAAUCCAAAUGGUACGUUCCGACGGAGAACGUAGCAGAACUGUAUCCCGAUGCGAAUACCCGGUUGUUACCCGAAGGAGAGAGGGUUCCGACGGUGGGGAAACCUGGUUUCACCAUAAUCACACCUUCCGAGCCGGAAAGCAGAGGUGCUCAAUUGUCACUGUUAUUCCUACCAACCGGAGCGGGAAUUAUGCAGAAGGUCUUCGACGAGUUGAAGAGUUAUGGAGUGGUGGGAGACGAGCGAAAGCCAGACGUUAUACGAUUGGCACCCGCGCCUUUGUACAACACGGCAGAUGACUGCGAACGCGCCGCUGCUGUCAUGGAGACUGUAUUCAACUCCCUGUAUGCUUGAGAAAGGAGAUAGAAGGAUAAUGAAUGUAUUUUAGCCCGCCCACGCUUGCGUUAAUUGGUCGACUGCUGUCCUCGUA
Gloeophyllum trabeum ATCC 11539 is the source of this 1435-nucleotide messenger RNA. Its product is annotated as kynureninase. The transcript is spliced from 7 exons. The record is from RefSeq and is a predicted model, not a curated record. Lineage: Eukaryota; Fungi; Basidiomycota; Agaricomycetes; Gloeophyllales; Gloeophyllaceae. Gene Ontology annotation, cellular component: cytoplasm. Gene Ontology annotation, biological process: NAD+ biosynthetic process. Gene Ontology annotation, molecular function: kynureninase activity; pyridoxal phosphate binding. The coding region runs from base 1 to 1359 and encodes 452 amino acids.